Komagataella phaffii GS115 is the source of this 2121-nucleotide messenger RNA. RefSeq names its product Heat shock protein Hsp90. Bases 1 to 2121 code for a protein of 706 amino acids. Gene Ontology annotation, biological process: protein folding; cellular response to heat; protein stabilization. Gene Ontology annotation, cellular component: protein-containing complex; plasma membrane; cytosol. The record is from RefSeq and is a predicted model, not a curated record. NCBI's taxonomy places the organism in Eukaryota, Fungi, Ascomycota, Pichiomycetes, Pichiales, Pichiaceae. Gene Ontology annotation, molecular function: ATP-dependent protein folding chaperone; ATP hydrolysis activity; ATP binding. The transcript has a single exon.
AUGUCAAAGUCCGAAUCGUACGAGUUCCAAGCUGAGAUCUCUCAGUUGUUGUCCUUGUUCAUUAACACUGUCUACUCCAACAAAGAGAUCUUUUUAAGAGAGCUGAUCUCUAAUGCCUCUGAUGCAUUGGACAAGAUCCGUUACCAAUCCUUGAGUGAUCCUAAAGUGCUAGAAACUGAACCAGAGUUGUUCAUUAGGAUUACCCCAAAGCCUGAAGAGAAGGUUUUGGAGAUCAGAGAUUCCGGUAUCGGUAUGACUAAAGCUGAUUUGGUCAACAACCUGGGUACUAUCGCCAAGUCUGGUACGAAGGCUUUCAUGGAAGCUUUGAGUGCAGGUGCUGAUGUUUCUAUGAUUGGUCAAUUCGGUGUUGGUUUCUACUCCCUGUUCUUGGUUGCUGACCACGUUCAAGUCAUUUCCAAGAACAACGAUGACGAACAAUAUAUUUGGGAGUCAAACGCGGGUGGCAAAUUCACCGUUUCUUUAGAUGAGACCAACGAAAAGUUAGGUAGAGGUACCGUGCUGAGAUUAUUCUUGAAAGAUGAUCAGCUGGAAUACUUGGAGGAGAAGAGAAUAAAGGAGGUCGUUAAGCGUCACUCUGAGUUUGUUUCUUAUCCAAUCCAGUUAGUCGUCACCAAGGAGGUUGAAAAAGAUGUUCCAGUCGAAGAGGAGGAAGAAAAGAAGGAAGAGACUGAGGAAGAUGACAAGAAGCCUAAACUAGAGGAAGUUGACGACGAAGAAGACAAGAAAGAAGAGGAAAAGAAGAUUAAGAAAGUCAAGGAAAGUGUCACUGAGACUGAGGAGCUGAACAAGACUAAGCCUUUGUGGACCAGAUCUCCAUCUGAAGUCACUCAGGAUGAGUACAAUGCUUUCUACAAGUCCAUUUCUAACGAUUGGGAAGACCCAUUGGCUGUUAAGCACUUCUCUGUCGAAGGUCAAUUAGAGUUCAAGGCCAUUCUGUUCAUUCCCAAGAGAGCUCCAUUCGAUCUAUUCGAGUCUAAGAAAAAGAAGAACAAUAUCAAGUUGUACGUUAGACGUGUUUUCAUCACCGAUGAAGCUGAGGAACUAAUUCCAGAAUGGUUGAGUUUCGUUAAGGGUGUUGUGGACUCCGAAGACUUGCCAUUGAACUUGUCCAGAGAAAUGUUGCAACAGAACAGAAUCUUGAAGGUUAUCAGAAAGAACAUUGUCAAGAAGUUGAUUGAGACUUUCAACGAGAUUGCUGAAGACAAGGAACAAUUCGAGAAGUUUUACAGUGCUUUCUCCAAGAACUUGAAGUUGGGUGUCCAUGAAGACAGCCAAAACAGAUCCGCAUUGGCCAAGUUGCUGAGAUUUAACUCCACCAAGUCUACUGAGGAGCUAACCUCAUUCUCUGACUACGUCACCAGAAUGCCAGAGCACCAGAAGAACAUCUACUUCAUUACCGGUGAGUCUGUCAAGGCUCUUGAGAAAUCUCCAUUCUUGGAUGCUUUGAAGGAGAAGAACUUUGAGGUCCUAUUGCUGACCGAUCCUAUUGAUGAGUACGCUAUGACUCAAUUGAAAGAGAUUGAGGACAAGAAAUUGGUUGACAUCACUAAAGACUUUGAGCUGGAAGAGUCUGAGGAGGAGAAGAAGGCUAGAGAGGAAGAGGUUAAAGAUUUCGAGCCUUUGACUAAAGCCCUGAAAGAGAUUUUGGGUGACAAGGUUGAGAAGGUUGUAGUUUCCUACAAGCUGGUUGACUCUCCUGCUGCUAUUAGAACUUCCCAAUUCGGCUGGUCUGCUAACAUGGAAAGAAUUAUGAAGGCUCAAGCUCUGAGAGACACCAACACCAUGUCCUCGUACAUGGCUUCAAAGAAGAUCUUCGAGAUCUCUCCAAAGUCGCCAAUCAUUAAGGCUUUGAGAAAGAAGGUUGAGGCUACCGGUACAGAUGACAGAGUUGUCAAGAACUUGACCACUUUGUUGUUCGACACAGCUUUGUUGACUUCCGGUUUCACUUUGGAUGAGCCAACUUCUUUCGCUGCCAGAAUCAACGGUUUGAUCUCCAUUGGUUUGAACAUCGAUGAGGAGGAAGAGAAAGAGCCAGAACAGGCUACUGAAGCUCCAAGUGAAGAAGCUGUUGCUGAGUCUGCCAUGGAGGAGGUUGACUAG